UCGCUUUCUGUGAGGAAGUUUCUGUAGUAGCGCAGCACUUUCUCCCUUGAGUGGAAAUUAAUGAUAACACUUUGAUCGUGUACUAUUUUUGCUUCAUCUUCCGGUUAAGGAAUCAUUGACCCUUUCGACUCGUCACUAGUAUUGAACAGUGAGUAACAAAACAGCAGCUGCGAAUCAUGUGUCAAACUGAUCAGUUUACAUCUGAUCAUGUUGGCACGAGAACUCAAGUUAGGCACCAUCGAGGGAAACUUUCGUUGUCGUUGGAGAGUUAGCAAGAGUGGUAACACCAUCAGUGUUGUUUGCCGACAAAAACCAACUAAACGUUUAAAUCCAAAGAUGGCUGCUGUGGGGGGUCGAGUGCAUCAUAGGUGGGAAACAACUCGCCCCAUGAUGAUGCCGAAACCAAUCGUACCACCAAAGGCUCGAAUGGUUACAUUUUAUAAGAAUGGGGAUCCAUUUUUCAGCGGUACUAAAGUAUCUAUAAUGCCUGGUAAAGAUUUCGUUUCUUUAGAUAGCUUGUGCGAUUAUUUGACGCAACGAAUGAAUAUUCCUCAUGGAGUGAGAUUUAUAUUUUCUUUGACUGGAAGAAGGGUAAAUGAUUUAAAUGACUUAUUAGAUGGAUAUUCCUAUGUAGUAUCCGGUACAAAAAACUUCCAAGAACUUGCUUAUGGGCAAUCUAAUAGAAUGAGAGCAGCAAUGGUUUCUCGAGCUCACUUACCAUUGCCAAUUCGAAAGGAGGAUCUUAAACUCUACAGACCAAUCUCGCCAAACAAAGUGUUUCGUGUUAGAACUCCCAAAAACUUACGAAGUCGAUCUCUUCCCAUUCAAAAUGAAGGGAAAACGAUUACUAUUGUCAAUAGUCAAAAUCCUACAGUUUUUAGUAGAAUUUUACUUAAUUUACGAACUACUCAAUCAUUUGAAGAAAUUGUUGAAGAUUUAGGCCAAGCUAUUAAACUUCCACAGGCGAAAAAAAUUUACAACCAAAUGGGUGAUGAAGUUCGCAGUUUUUCUCAGCUAAAAAAUGAACUGAAGAAAUGUGAAACAUUUUACAUCGACACAGAAAGAGACUUUUCAAUGGAUUUGCAACCGGAAUCAUCGGGAAGUCUACCUAACUUGUCAGGUAAUAUGAAAGAAGAUCUGAUUUCACAAGACGCAACAAAUGACCUAUUAGAAGCAUCGUAUUCCAUAGCUAUUUCACCACCCUCUAGGAAAAGAACUCAUAAAGGCCAAGCAAACAAAAAAACCAAGAAAGCCCAAGAUGGAACUCAAGUAAAACUAUCACCAAAUAAACGUAUAGAAAUGGAAUGGGUCCAUGGAUACCAUGGGUUAGAUCCAGGUCGAAAUUUGUUUAUGCUGACAACAGGAGAGCUAGCAUAUUACGUUGGUACUAUCGCAGUAUUACACCAUUAUUCCAAUGCAACGCAGCGUCAUUAUUUAGGACAUACGGAAGAUAUUUUAUGCAUGGCUCUUCAUACACAUGAUGAUGUGCUGGCUACUGGUCAAGGGUCAGGAAUCGAUAACAAAUCUCAAGCUCACAUCCGUGUUUGGAGAGCAGAUGAUUUGACAACAAUUGCUGUAAUAGGACAGGGAAAGCUAGAAAAUGAUAUUAUUGGAGCAGUUUUUUCAUGGGAGGGAUCAUCAAUGAUGAUUUUAGAAGGACUUCAGGAUACAACAAUAUCAUUAUGGGAUUGGCAAAAUGAUACAGAAAUAACCCGUGUCUCCACAGGUCAAUCCUUACUUGGGGGUGCUUUUCAUCCAAUAGAAGACGAUAUUAUAGUUACAUAUGGAAGACAACAUUUAGCUUUUUGGCUCAAAGAGUCCAAUGGUUUACUGAUUCGGAAGGAUCCACUCUCAGCUGGACGCACAGGAACAAAUUUUUUAUCAAUGGAGUUUCUUUCUGAUGGUGAAUUGGUUACUGGUAAUUCAAGAGGUUUUAUAACUGUAUGGGGAUUAAGCGAAGAUUCUGGAAAAGUAUUUUUUAUUCAGAAAGAAUUCAAAGCACAUGACGGAGAAGUUACAGCUCUUCUUCCCUUACCUGAAGGAGUUCUAGUAUCUGGUGGUAGUGCCAACGAUCAAGAAGGGGAAAUUCGUGUAUGGGAUACCACGAAAAAGUUUGCGAAUCUUGCUUCUGCUGUGCUUCCAACUGGUUCGGGAGGGGUAACUUCAUUAUGUCCCCAGAAAACAGUUACUAAUGAAUGGGAACUCUUCGUAGGUACAAAUAAAAACGUCAUUUUGGAAGGAUCAGUCAUGUGGGCUUUAAAUCCCGUGGUUCAUGGACACUGUGAUGAUGUGAGAGCUCUUGCUUGCCAUCCUGAUAAGGCAUGUUUUGUAACAGCUGGACUAGAUCGUUACAUUUGUAAAUGGGAAGUAAACAGUCUCAUUUGGAAAGUUCAAAGUGAUAGUGAGUGCUAUUCUAUAACGAUUCAUCCACAUGGAAGUAUAGUAGCUGUAGGAGAUGAACAUGGAGACGUCACAUUUCUCAAUAUGGAAGAUGGAUUACAUGUUACGACGCUUCCUGUAACCAACACUCCUUUAUUCACAUUAAAGUACUCUCCUGAUGGAGAUACAUUAGCAAUUGGAGGAGCCGAUGGCAAUAUAUAUUUAUUUCAAACGCACAGCAAUGGAUAUAUGUAUAAAAUUGAUUUUGUUCUAAAUGGAUGUGUUCCUAUUUUAAUGCUGGAUUGGUCGGUGGAGGGUUCAUAUCUACAGGCCGUAUUCACAGACAAUGACUACCAUGAUAUCGUAUUCUGGAAUUUAAAAACCAAAGAAAAACUUCAUAGUGCCACACAACUGAAAGCAAUUGAGUGGUAUAAGCCAAAUUGUACAUUGGGAUAUAAGAUAAAUGGUAUGUGGAAUAAUAAACAUAUACCAGAUGCAGUUCAUGUAUGUUGUCAUGUGUCAAAUUCCAAGCAAAUAUUAGCAGCUGGAGAUAAGAAUGGUUUUAUAAGAUUAUUUCGAUACCCUAGUACAAGUGAUAGAGUGAGUAUUCUUAUCUUUCACAUUUUGGCUCAUAUUAAUCAAAGAGCUCACUAA
Messenger RNA from Parasteatoda tepidariorum (common house spider), 3033 nucleotides. RefSeq names its product echinoderm microtubule-associated protein-like CG42247. The record is from RefSeq and is a predicted model, not a curated record. Gene Ontology annotation, biological process: microtubule cytoskeleton organization; intracellular signal transduction. NCBI's taxonomy places the organism in Eukaryota, Metazoa, Arthropoda, Arachnida, Araneae, Theridiidae. Gene Ontology annotation, cellular component: mitotic spindle. Gene Ontology annotation, molecular function: microtubule binding.